Messenger RNA from Pomacea canaliculata, 4589 nucleotides. RefSeq lists its product as uncharacterized. Bases 837 to 3173 code for a protein of 778 amino acids. The record is from RefSeq and is a predicted model, not a curated record. Gene Ontology annotation, cellular component: Golgi apparatus. Gene Ontology annotation, molecular function: protein binding. NCBI's taxonomy places the organism in Eukaryota, Metazoa, Mollusca, Gastropoda, Architaenioglossa, Ampullariidae. The transcript has 10 exons.
UUUUAUCACUUCCAUCUGACAAACUUUUGUGUUUUAUCAAUAGAUAAAUAUUGCGCAAGACAGGCCUGUACGUCAUUCGCUAUGCUGGUCUCGAUCCGGACUUGUGGUGUAACGUAAACUGUACGCUAAAAUAGGGAGUGGCAGAUAUUUCAUAAAGUUUCUGUAUGACAACUUGUUCAAAAAUUGUUUAAUUUUUAGUUAAAAGGAUACAACCAACGGAGAAAUUGCGACCUGAUCUAGGAUAUACGGUGUAAAUGCCAUUUGUCGUCUGCUAGUCAGAUGUAUCAUUACUCUUUCCACAAACUUUUAUUCGUCAAUGGUCUUUCUUAUCUGGUAAAAAAGAAUCUCGUCGGGUAGUCUUCUUAGCUAUGUAAAAUUUCUACAUUUUUGGUAUAGGUCUCUUUAUAUCCUCUUAAUAUUUAAAAUAUAAUUUCUGGGUUAGUCCUAGAACAAGUUUGGCACUCAAAGUUGGUAUAGAGGUACAUUUUUUCUUCUGUCUCCUUUAAUCAUGUUUCUGGAAAAAAAAUCAUUGGUAUGAUUAGAAAAGGGAAAUUACAAAAUACAGAACUGUUUUUGCCCGCUUUAAAGUUAGAUGCGUGAGAUUUGGUUUUGCCACUGAAGACACUCCUACGGAUGUAUACACAUCCUUCUGCACAGGAAGCAAACUGUGUCCAAAGGGUCAAGAGUGCUGUGGUAUUUCCUCUUACUUCAGGAUCAUAAAAUAUGCUUGUGAAUCACUGUGUGCAAAUCUACCCAGAUGCAUCUAGAAAAAGAAUGCUACGUGCACACAUAGAGACUGGGGAAAAAACAUACAGGGCUAAAGCCUGCAGAACAUAAUGACUGUACACCCUGGUCUGCUGGGAAUGCAUUGCAUCUUGCCCCCACACUGGACUCUUUUGAGACCCCAGGGCUUGCAGAAUGGUGUGGAUGGUGAGGGGGACAAUAACAACAAGAGUAACAAGGUUCAAGAAAACAGCUGUCACCAUCACUGGCUACCACGGUCACGCCACAAGCACUCUGCCUGUUGUUUGAGAGAAUAUGUGUACGUCGUUGGUGGCAAAGAUGGAACAGUGCCUCUCAGGGACAUAUGGCGAAUUCAUAUUAAAAAACAAUUUUGGGAGCUGAUGGAACCCAAGGGCAGCUGCUUACCUUACCUGCAGGGUCACACUACAGUAGUAAACAAGAGGCUUAUUUUUAUAUUUGGAGGGACCUUCAGUGGCAUCAUUGGAGAUGUGCAACUGUGGGUUUACAAUUCAGAUCUGGAUUACCUGAGGGAAAUAUGGAUAGAACCAGGCAACCCACAGCCUACCUGCCGGAGGGACCACUCAGCUGUCAUGUUCAACAACAUCAUGUAUGUCUACGGGGGCUUUGUUGAUCAAACAGGCUCAAGCCAAGAAUUCUGGGCCUUCAGUACAGAAGAUGAAGAGUGGACAGAGGUAAACUCACGUAACAAAAUCCACCCAGGUAAAAGACACGGACACUCUGCUGUGGUUGCUGGCAAUUCCAUGUGGCUCUAUGGUGGCAUGGCAGGAUUGACCCCAAGAUCAGAUCUUUGGUGCUACAGUUUUUCACUUCGGCAAUGGAAGAAGGUGAAAGGACUUGGAAAUCCACCCACCCUAAAAGGGCACACAGCUGUUGUGGUGAAAAAUCACAUGAUCAUCACUGGGGGCAGCUGCGAAGGAAAAUUUGUCAGCGACAUGUGGGCGUAUAGUUUUGAAACAAUGGCAUGGCUAAAGCUUCAACAGCCAAAAUUCCAUGCUCUGCCCAAGCUCUGCUAUCAUGCUUCUGUUGUAUAUGCCUUUGAGUCUUCUGAAAAGGUCAGAUCCCUUUCAGUACGAUCAACACCCCAGCUGAAAUCUGCUUCCAAGUAUCGAUUACGGCGAGAUCACUUCUUAGUCCGUCCUCGGUCUAGUCCACUUGGUGCCAGAGAGGGGCAAGACCCAGCAGCAGAUUCAGUUAGCUGUGAUGCAAGCAUUCCUGGGGUAGUAGCUCAGGAGGUGUCCAAAACACAGGUACUAACCUUGAAUCUAGAAACACCCAUAGAGGAGUGGUCCUGUGAUCUGUUGGAUGAAAAUUCAACAAACAGAUCUGGUAAUGCAGAUGCUAUCAAUGAUAAAGAACCAUUGCUGAUGAGGGAAGAAUCUGGGGAGUACUACGACACUUUUAUGUGGGACAGAUGCAGCAGUUUUCAAGAGAAAGUAGUAGUUGCUGACUCGGGUGCUGGUCAUGGACACCAUCCUUUAAGCAGACUUUGUGCAUCACAAAGUAACAGACUUUGUGCAUCACAAAGUUUUCCAGAACAUUUGGUUCUAAAGUCACAAGCACAUUACAACAGAGAAAAUAAUUCGUCAACAGGUCCAGGUGUUGCUUACCAUAAUGCACCCAGUGAGCAAGAGCUUAGUAAGGUCAGAAAUGUAGUGCAAAGUGGCAGCACAUCUGGACAAUGGGAUGAUAUUUACUUGGAGGAUCUCGAGUGCACUAAUGAGCAUAACGGUUUGAGCGAAGUGCAGAUCUCAUAUCCAUCACAAAACCCUAUCCAGCAAUUGUUCUCUGUUGCUGAAUUUGAUCAUGAUGGUCACAAAUGGUAUACCCAUGGCCCCCACUGCAUGGAUGAACCAGGCAUUGAGCUGCAGGAGCUGAAAUUUCCCUCAAGGACUAAUCCUUUCUCCAACAACACCUACUUGCCUUUUUGUCACCAAUCUUCCCUUUUGGAAGAUUCCAUUGGUGAAAGAUUUUGCUCAGUCUCCAUUAUGCCUCAGCAGUCUUUGGAGGGCAGGAUUACUUCUACUGAUGUUGAAAAUGCUUUCAGUCCCAAGGUGACCAAUGCUGCUGUGACUGUUGAACACCCGAUUAAUCAACACAAACACCAACAGAAGUGUGUCAGUUUGCAUUCUGUUGUGCCCGAGUUAAAAUACAGAUCAGUCAGCACAGGCACUCAGACUGAAGACUCUAUGCAAAAUGAGGGGAACAAGACAUCAUGCUUUCCAGUAGCCAAUUUUAAAGUUGUGGGUAUAACAGAGGUCAGAACUCCAGAAGAGAUAGAUGACAAACCAAUUUACACCUGUGAUGUUGAGAGUAAAGAGCCAUUCAUACUUGUUCUGGGUGGUUGCAUGGAGGAAGCAGGCAGCUUGCACCCAAAACCUUUAAAAGCAUGGAAGGGAAUAUUUUUGUGAUCCAAUAGCUGCUGUGACUUUACUAGCUGCUGGUGGAAUUGGCAGAAUGCGGGAGUCAGAUGUAGAAGGGAAUAUAGCCAAGAAAAUGCAAGAAUAAGGGAAAAGCCAGUAAGGAAUCUGUAGCAGAGAGUUGAAAGCUUGAAGUCAUUUUUCGCUUUAGUUAGUAACCAGUAGAGAGCAUGCAGGAGCAAUGUGGCAUCUUUAGGUUUGCAUGCUCAGAGAACAAGACAUGCAAGACAUGGACUUUUUGAAGUAUUGUGGACAGCCUGCAAGAAGAGAGUUACAGUAAAGUAGUUGUAAGAACAGCAUGCCCUAGAUGAGAUCUGAACCCAGGACAAGCAACCCUUAUAGUAUUGGUGACAGGCAGUAACUGUUGCACCACCAGACUGCCCUAGAUGGAACUAGAGAAAAAGUCAAAGUCUUAGUAGUUUGAAUUGAGAGAGUAUGGCAAAUAGAGCUGAUCUUACAAUUUGUAGCACAUCAGAGGGUUGAGACAUUUGUCAAGAUAUAUCUUCUGUCAUUGUGAAGUCUUUUUUCUGAAGAUACUAAGAAACAUAUUUUGAUGUUUUAUGUAUAUCAUAUCUGACUUCUAAGCUGCGGUUUACACCAAGUAAGAAGAUUCUUAGUCUUAGAACCACUUCAGAUUUUUUUUAUAAAUCUUGAACAAAUAUGAUCACUACAAAGAAGUCAGAACAAGUCGGAACUGUCUCAUGGCAUCCAUGACUGUUUUACCUAGUUCAUUGUUCAUGUUGUCCAUUUAAUUAUGAAAUUUAUUGAGAAGUGAUAUUAAUUUCUUCAUGACACAUGUAAAUUGUUAAAAUGUAUAUAAAUUUUUAACUAGAGAUUUAUUUUAGCCAGACCGUUAUAUAUUGCUUUACUACUAUACGUAAAUGCACUAUUUAUAUAUUAUAGUGUCAUAUACACACAUAAUAUGAAAGCUACGUAUGUACUCAUUCAUCAUAUUAAGAUAUUACUUAAGUCUCAGAGAAUCUUAUAGAGGUGCUGACAGGUCUAGGACUUAAAAAAGCUGAAUCUAGUAGAAGGAAGUGUGAAACACAUACUGAAGAAAAGAAAAGGUAAACAGCCUGAGACAGCUGUAACAUGAUGCUAGAAACACAGGCAGCUGACAUUCAGUAGCAUUAAGUAACCAUUUCUUUUCUAUUCAGUGAUACUCUUCCUAGAAGAAGCUGCUUACAUAUUUUUAACUGAAAUCUUGAUUGUUUUGUGAUAUUAGGCAUCUUUUUGGUGCUUAUUUUGUUGGAAAUAAUAUUUACACAAAUGUAAAUGUUGAAAAUUGUCUUUCACAGUUUGUAAUUGAAGUAAACUUUUUACAAGGUAAUAAACAUAUAUUAAUCAUUAGAGAUGUAUUGUAUCCAAGCCAGAAUAAAUCAAAGGACAAAUAAACACUAUUUUCUA